Molecule: messenger RNA, 5163 nt
Organism: Dicentrarchus labrax (European seabass)
Lineage: Eukaryota; Metazoa; Chordata; Actinopteri; Moronidae
Product: E3 ubiquitin-protein ligase SMURF2
Exons: 19
Coding region: 397-2715 (772 amino acids)
Biological process (GO): negative regulation of BMP signaling pathway; ubiquitin-dependent protein catabolic process
Molecular function (GO): protein binding; ubiquitin protein ligase activity
Source: RefSeq, a predicted model, not a curated record
ACAGUUCAACUCCCGACGAGCAGCGGAGAGGAGGACCCGGUCCGAGGCACAGGCUCCUUCCGAAGAUGUGAAGACAAACAGCGGCGCCGCGACUCCGUAGCAGCUCGUUUUACACGUCCCCAGCAGCCAGAAGAGCUUUUUGUAGUAAAUGCACUUUGCAGCAGUGCCACACUCGCGCUUUGCUUUUUUUAAAAAUAAAUAAAUAAAUAAAUUGAAGCGUUUGUGAGCGAUCGCUAUGGCAGUUCAGUUCACAUCCGGGCCACAAUGCCUUGACUCCAUUAUUGUCUAAAACUGGCGGAGAGGUUGAUAAACCUUGUUGGGGUUUUUUUUUUUUUUUUUUUAAACAUUUAACAACACAUUUUUACUACGUGCAGUGAAGGCUGGACCCGAGAGGAGAUGUCUAACCAAGGAGUCCGGCGGAAUGGCCCUGUGAAGCUGCGACUAACAGUCCUCUGCGCCAAAAACCUGGUGAAGAAAGACUUCUUCCGCCUCCCUGAUCCCUUUGCCAAGGUUGUUGUGGACGGUUCAGGGCAAUGCCACUCCACAGACACUGUGAGGAACACACUUGACCCCAAGUGGAAUCAACACUACGACCUAUACAUUGGGAAAUCAGAUUCUAUCACCAUAAGCGUGUGGAAUCACAAGAAGAUUCACAAGAAGCAAGGGGCUGGGUUCCUGGGCUGUGUCCGCCUUCUGUCCAACGCUAUCAACCGCCUUAAGGACACGGGCUGUAAGUACCAGAGACUAGACUUGAACAAGCUGAGUCCCAAUGACAGUGACACAGUCAGGGGCCAGAUAGUGGUGAGCCUGCAGUCUAGGGACCGGAUAGGCACAGGAGGCCCUGUGGUGGACUGCAGUCGGCUGUUUGACAAUGAUCUUCCAGAUGGCUGGGAGGAGAGGAGGACAGCGUCUGGACGAAUCCAGUACUUGAACCACAUCACACGCACCACACAGUGGGAGAGGCCUACCAGGCCUGCAUCAGAGUACUCCAGCCCCGGCCGGCCUCUCAGCUGCAUUGUGGAUGAAAACACGCCCAUCAGCACAAACGGGGCCACGCCCACCACAGCAUUGCCGCCCAGUGGCGGUGACCAGAGGGCGCAAGAGAGACGGGUCCGCUCCCAGAGGCACCGCAACUAUAUGAGUAGAACCCACCUGCACACGCCCCCCGACCUUCCUGAGGGAUAUGAGCAGAGGACCACGCAGCAAGGCCAAGUGUACUUUCUCCACACUCAGACAGGUGUCAGCACGUGGCAUGACCCCAGAGUACCAAGAGAUCUGAGUAAUGUGAAUUGUGAGGAACUCGGUCCUUUACCUCCUGGAUGGGAGAUACGGAACACGGCCACCGGGAGGGUUUACUUUGUCGACCACAACAACCGAACCACGCAGUUCACAGACCCGCGCCUCUCCGCCAACCUGCAUCUAGUGCUAAAUCCAAGCCCCAAUGGUUCUCGAGGAGGCAUCGAGAGUCAGAAUGUCAGUCGUCAGAACCAGUUGAAGGAUCAGGCCCAGCAGGCUCUGGUGUCCCCUGGUCAGCUCCCAGAGGAGGCAGAGUGCCUCACAGUGCCCAAGUACAAGAGAGACCUUGUUCAGAAGCUCAAGAUCCUCCGCCAGGAACUGUCCCAGCAGCAGCCUCAGGCUGGCCAUUGCCGCAUCGAGGUGUCCCGUGAGGAGAUCUUUGAGGAAUCGUAUCGCCAAGUGAUGAAGAUGAGGCCGAAGGAUCUAUGGAAAAGGCUAAUGGUGAAGUUCAGAGGAGAAGAGGGGCUCGAUUAUGGAGGAGUGGCCAGGGAGUGGCUCUAUCUGCUGUCCCAUGAGAUGCUGAACCCUUACUACGGCCUGUUCCAGUACUCCCGUGAUGACAUUUACACACUGCAGAUAAACCCAGACUCUGCUGUCAACCCUGAGCACUUGUCAUACUUUCACUUUGUGGGCCGUAUCAUGGGGAUGGCGGUGUUCCAUGGCCACUACAUAGACGGAGGUUUCACUCUACCGUUCUACAAACAGCUGCUGGGAAAACCCAUCACCCUGGACGACAUGGAGUCUGUUGACCCUGACCUGCACAACAGCCUUGUGUGGAUCCUGGACAACGACAUUACAGGUGUGCUGGACCACACCUUCUGUGUAGAACACAAUGCCUAUGGAGAGAUCAUCCAGCACGAGCUUAAGCCAAACGGCAAGAGCAUCCCCGUCACCCAGGACACCAAGAAAGAGUACGUCCGGCUCUACGUCAACUGGCGUUUUCUGCGAGGCAUAGAGGCCCAGUUCCUGGCUCUGCAGAAGGGCUUCAACGAGGUCAUCCCCCAGCACCUGUUAAAGGCUUUCGAUGAGAAGGAGCUAGAGUUGAUUGUAUGUGGCCUGGGCAAAAUCGACAUAAACGACUGGAAGUCCAACACACGGCUCAAACACUGCACCCCAGACAGCAACAUUGUGAAGUGGUUCUGGAAAGCCGUGGAGUCCUUCGACGAGGAGCGCAGAGCCCGGCUGCUGCAGUUCGUCACGGGCUCCUCCAGAGUUCCCCUACAAGGCUUCAAGGCCCUCCAAGGUGCUGCCGGCCCACGGCUCUUUACCAUCCACCAGAUUGAUGCCAGCACCAACAACCUGCCCAAAGCCCACACAUGUUUCAACCGUAUUGACAUUCCUCCCUACGAGCACUAUGACAAACUGUACGACAAGUUGCUCACUGCCAUCGAGGAGACGUGCGGCUUUGCUGUAGAGUGAGUCACUGAUGCAGGCAGAGCUCAGCAACAACCAGAAGCAACAUGGUUCGGCCAUGAUGAGCCUCCCCCUACAAAUCAGUCCACUCAGACUGGGGGUCAUCCAUGGUUGCUUCACCCGGGGACGCCCAUACUUCCCGGGGAAAAUGUGGCCAAGCUAAGGGAGGGUGGGCAGAGAAGACCAGAAAAUGUCAUCUUAAGCUGGGUUUUUCUUUUUAAGACCCUCCAGCCCUCCAUUAUGUCUUUUUUUUAAUCAUCGAAAAGGAUCUCUUCAGCUGCUAAUAACUCAAGACUAUUUACUAACUUGUGGAACCUGCAAAAUAUGCCGGCUCUUCCCUUUUUUCUAAGUUAAUUUUAGCAUUUAAAAAAUAGACUGUAUUCCAUGUAGCAAUGCUCCAUCUUACCAAGCAGAACACAAGGUCAGUCCUCUCUGAUACAACAUUAACAGUACAGGGUUAUUAAUGGUUACCACAACCACUUGGAAACACUAAAAUUUGGAUGCAGAAUGUGCACUACUCGGGCUGUUUGGUGCCUCAGAGUGAUCACACUGGGGCUAUCAGCAUUGCCAAGGCUGGAAAAACGGGGACGUGUGCGGAUAAGAAGACUAGAGACUGAAUUAGCCCGACUGUUUACAACCCUCUCCAAAGACAGCAGCAGGGACCUCUGCUCCUGAGUCGCAACUCGAGCUGCAUUCCCAGAAACCUAUUUCACACGUUCGACAGCUAGUUUUGUUUGAAAAUGAAUAAAUGAAUGAAUAGCUUGAAAUGUGUUAUUUUUCUAUAACAGGGAAAAUUGAAAAAGAAACAAUAAAAUUCUAUAUAAUAUAUAUAAUUUAUUGCUGUUAUAUUUCAGAAACCCCUUUCCAUUGUUCCAGAAAAAUAAAAUCUUUUAAUGUUAAGUGUUUAAAUUAUAGACGACAAUUUGUGAAAACAGAACUAAGCUUAACUGGGUUUCACUUACGAAUGCUGUGGUUUAUUUCUUGACGGAACCUCUCUCAUACUGAACAAGGAGAGGUUUCCCUUAAAGAGCAAAAAAUCCUAAAUACACAAUUUCCUCCGAGUGCCAUAAUCAUUUUGAAUGAAUGAAUCUUUGCAAUUAUUGAGCAGACCCUUUAAAUUCUACUGAUUUCAUCCUGGAGCUACAUAUGUUGGUGUGAUGUUUCCUUUUCUAUUGCCCAGUUGGUCACUUGUAGUUGGCUGUAUUACUGUCACUAGCAUGAAAACCUACCAUUAAUUUCUAAUGGUAUCAGAAGAGUCCAAAGUACAUCAUAAUCUAUUGUGUGCUGCCUCCACAUUGUUGUUGUUGUUAAAAAAAAAAAAAAGAAAAACCUCUACUACCUUCUAGCCAUGUGGUGCUAAAUAGCAUUAACGUUUGUCUUAUAUUGGCAACCUUGCUCAUCGACAUACUACUGCUUAAGGUGCACAACACACUACUCGUGCUCAUACCUGUUUGUGGCCACAAAACAUGUCCAAGAAACCAAGAGCUCUACCUAGCCACAUUCUCAGGAGAUGUCAUAUGUAGUUUGUUAAUGUCCUUUUGAUUUGACGACUGACGAGAAACUAAUUCUGACCGUUUGUCUUGAUUUCCUGAAUGUUAAGGGGUUAAAAAGUCUCGUCGUUUAAAUAGUUUUGCCCACGGGGAGACCGUUAACACACAGUAAUCGUUGCAUGUGUCCAUAUGUGCUUUUGGUUGAAAGGGAACUGAAUGAGAUGAACUCCUGUUUUAGCCUGCUACACAGUCCCAUCAGUGGUGUUUUUAUUUAGAGAAAGGGGGAUUGUUUUCUACGAUUGAAAAUGAAAUUCUUGAAUGUUUUCAAAAGAUGCUGCCUGUCUAGCAAUCUCUAUGACCGUGGACUGUUCUUAACGUUUGCAUACACACACACAAAAAAAAACAUGUUCAUUUUCAUUCUUUUAUGUGGACUAAUGUGUAUGCAAAGUGAAAAGUGUCCUCAGAUGGUGCUUUGUACAGUAAUAAGAUAUUGUUCAUAUGUGUGGAUCAAACAACCUGUAAUUUAUCUUUAACUUAAGUAGAAAAAGAUUUUGUUGAAAUGAAAAGAGGAAUUGCACACAAACAGAAAAGAGGUUGCCACGUGUACUUAAUGGUGACUUCUGUAACAGAUAUUCAUUCGCCUUUAAGUCCAGUGCACAAGCUGAUCGCCCUACUGUCUGUUCCUACACUACAUCGCUCAGCAUCGCCCCGUAGCUGCUGCCUCUCGUUGAACUGAACUUUUUAUGAAACAAGUCAAAGUUGAGAGAUGCCGCUCUUGUUUUUUUCUUUUUUUUUUGUUCUGUUUUUUAAUAGCAUGAUCCACUAGCAGGACUAUAUCUCUCAUAGCUGACUGAUGCAAUUUGAUGUAUGUUAACACUAUCAUUUUGUAAGAGUAUUUUAUUUUUGUGUGUAAUUAGUUCUAAUUAAACUUGCCUUUGUCUAACAAUGUAAGGCCUUGUACAAA